Porites evermanni is the source of this 11004-nucleotide messenger RNA. Lineage: Eukaryota; Metazoa; Cnidaria; Anthozoa; Scleractinia; Poritidae. The record is from the annotation of a GenBank genome assembly.
UGAUCAAUUUUCGCGGCCUCGAACCCCACGUGGGCGUGCAUUUGUCGGCUCGCAAACAGACUAUUCCCACCUACCUUGCAUUUGGUUGGCUCGGAAGUGGCUUGUGGCUGCGUGAAAUUUGUGUUUGAUCAACGGCAAGCCUGUCUGACGUUCGCUGCUGAUAUCGUUACCGAUUGAUGGAAGUACUUUGGCUAUAGUAAAAAAUAACUUAUGAAGAUUUUCAGUUCCAGAUUUUAGAGCUUUUCCGCUUCUCUGGCCGAGUUUACCCGCAAGUGUUAUCGAUGUCACGGAUUGUUGGCUGUGAUAGUUUUUUCCGACGUCCUACGACUUUUGUUAUCAGUUGAGUAUGGAAAGCAGUGUCGAGCGGCCGAUUUCUCCGAGCGAUCGAAGCGAACCAGGGGAGAAACGAUCUGGUGAUUUCGAAGAGACGGUACCUCGUAAAAAGCGACGGAGAUGCGGUGGUUGUGAACCAUGUCUGAGAAAAGUAAAUUGUGGGGAGUGCAGCAAUUGUGUCAAUAGGAAAACUGGUCAUCAGAUAUGCAAGUUUCGUAAAUGCAUUGAACUUAAAAAGGUGCGAAUUAUGUGAACGAAUGUAUUGAUUCACGCUCGAAACUAACAGUCCUCGCGCUUGCAUUUGCGCUCAAGGCUUAUCAACCGUUAACUUUAAAACAUUUAAGUAAUAAAUUCAUUUUGUCUUUGCAGAAAACGACAACGGGCAUCGCUACAAAGCGAGACGGUGUUCAGUUGCGACAGGGUAUUAAUGAGAGCGACGCGUCUGAAAUCUUGCGUCGCGUGAGUAACGAGGAGCAAGAUAAGGUAAGAUAUUUCUAUAUACGUGUAGCUUAAAAUGAUUCUAUUCUGAUUUAGGCAAGGGAGACUUUCAUAUGUAAACGAAUAGGAGAGUUUUUGUUCCUCUGAGUUUGUGCGCGAGCAAUUUAUGCGAGCGUUGUUUGCUAAUAUCUUGUCUUUAUUGUUGUGGUUUGGAUUUUUUUUCUCGAAGCGCUUUGGCGACAUCGUUGCAGAGAAUGAAACUAUCACGGAUGGCGAUUCUGGGGAAUCUAAACCGCAAAGAGCAGAUUCGCCUGCGAUAAUUGAGCAGAACGCCGUCGAAACUUCUCAGCUGCAGAACACAGAAAUCAACGCAUCUGACGAGCUCCCCAAAGACGUUCGUGUGAAUAUAACAGCAAGAGAUGUCGUGCAGCCUUCCAGUGCAGUUGAACCGAGCGUUGAAAAGCUAUUGACAACCAGCAAGCCAUCGGCUUCCCGCGGUGAGAGCGAUUUCGGACCCCCUUCUUGCAACUGCCCAGGUAUUUACAUAUUUUUUUCUUCUUGUAUUCUUAUUCAAAUCCAAAAGGUUUUAUUUACUUCCAGCCGGCGUGAAUAUUCCAUCCGCGACUGAGUCGAGUUCGACUAAUUUGGUUGAUCUCUUUUUUGGGGUGCCGCGAGCUCUAUUUACUUUCGUUUCGGCUUUUGUGGAUAGCGUGAGAUACGAAUGCCCAAGACGUGCUUUGUUUGAAGGUUUAAAUAAACCUAAUUGGGGAUUAAGACGGGUUGCUUGGAAUAAAAUUUAUUAAAGUGUACCCGAGCGGUACCAGCCCGAAAUUUGUUGACAUAAGCAUGAAAUUGAGAGCGGAAACCUUUGGGUUAGCCCACGGUGAAAUUUAUUAGUUUUGCACACGGAAAAUUACCCUAAACGUUAAAGAGGUUUUCUUAUCAAAAUUUUCAUCAGUAUCUUGUUACGAUAGAGAUCACCGUUUGUUUAUAUGUGUCGCAACCACCCGUCAAAACAGCCGCUUGCGUAUGUACACUACUGCGCCUUCAGCCAUUCAGCGUCAAGUUUUUGUAGUAAUUCCUAAUCUGCCUAAACGACACACUCCUUUGAGCUUUCGCGAAAGUUUUUAAUUCACGUUAUCGGCCUAAAUCAUUAAAUCAUCAAAGACGCAACGUGAAAUGAACCGGCGCAAAAAGGUGGAAAAGAAAACAAAGAGGCAUACGUUACCCUUUGCUAAUGGCUUCGAACGUGGAAGUUGUCGGUUUCACGGCCUAUUGUUUGGUUUCUAAAUGAUUGAUGAGUGCUCCACUCCACACGUCUCACGGCACACAUUUGUCGAGACGCGUUCUCGAUUUUUGAGGGCAACAAUAGAAAUUAACAGCUCCGAGGUGGAACCGAGUACACUAAUUGGUUUAUAUCGUAAGAAUCAUGGUAUCGAAUUUUACCUAAUCCUGGCAAAAGGUAAAGAAAUGAAGAACCUUGAUUUCGCGAUAUUAGAAGAUUAUGGAAUAAGCCAUCAAAUGCAGAGAAUAGAAACGACCGGAAGUAACUAUUAUUCGAACAUGUACCCCAGUUGCAGACAACGUUGCGGCCACCUUCUCCAAUGGGUUUAUAACUGAAAAAUGAUGUAUUAUAUUUCCCGAAGCCUUUUAAUACCACGUUGUAUUUCUGUAGUAAGAAGUCAGCGUACUUUGCAAGAAUUUUGACAUUUUCAAGUGUAAGAUUUAAGAAAAAAUAAAGGUAUUUUGUUGACAUGAUGUUAUAUUUUGCUUGCCAGUUUUUGUACAAAGGUUUUUGAAAAUUUUUUACAGAAUCUCACCUUUUUGGUUUUCGUGGUCAGCAGUUAUAUUUUCACGUGCCUAGCAAUAAUUGCCCUAUAGAAGCUCAAGCACUUUCUCUAUGUAAACAACUGGAAUAUUAGGCAAAUAGAGCUGCAGCUGACUAAAAGUACAAAAGUGUGAUUCUCUAGGCUCAUAAGUAGUUGUCCAAGCAAAAUUUAUGGGCCUGCGUUUUUUAGUGAACUGUGUGAUGCAUUACAAAAGAUGUACUGAAGUGUCCAUUAUGCUUUGUAGCAUUUUGCAUCUCUUUCUUCAGGGUAUUCAAAACAGCUUACUAAGUUUCUUGCAUUUAUUUUGGUACCUUCCUUCUUUUUAUUUGAUGCAUUGAGGUUAAAGUAACUGCAUUUUCAUACUCCUUCACCUUCCUUUAUGACUCUGAAUUUUGUUUGUAAUGGUGUUGCUACAGUAAUUCUGCAUUCCAUGGGCAGCUGUGUUAUCAGUUGUAAUCUUCCUCAUAAUCACUUCCAUGACUCCUAUAACAGUUCCAAUACACAGGUACACUUGUAGAGUAAAGUUUGAAUCUGAUCUCUGAUUCCUUAAGGUGGUCAAACUGACUCAGUUGAUUACUCUAUGGUGUAUUGAUGUGGAGCUGCUGGGGUUGUCGGGGCUUCUUUAAAGCAAUUUCCUAUUUUGUAACAGCCAUAUUGGUGUACUUAAAACUAUGAAAUAGGUGGCCAUGCAUGUUGUUGUACCAAGCCAAUCCUGUGGGUGGUUAACUCUUUCUGAGGAGGGUGGGGGGUCCUCAACAAAAUUUUGGACAGAAAAGGUACCACUUUAUACCUAUUAUUGGCAAAUGUAACCCCUUUCAAAUGGCGGUUUAUGUUCUGUCUUUUAAAUAUCAAUAAAUCACUGAGCCAGAAAGUUUUCGUGUCUCUUACACAGCUAUAAAAUCUGCCUGCCUGUUAGCCCUUUUAGAUCCUUUCAUAGUCUGCAAUGACUGAUUUCCCUACCAUUUUCAUUUACAUCAAGUAGUGAAAAAUCCUGAAGGCUGAACAAGGUACCCCUUUGUGGUGGAGCCUGAUUCCCUUAGAGGACAUUAUAGGGAGUACCCCUCACCCCAGGAUUCUUUCACUUCUUCAUGUUACAGUAAACUGACAAUACCACUUGUUAUUCAUUUCGUCACCAUGUAAAUAACAUGUUCCGAAUGGCUUUAGUUUCAGGGAAAGAAGAUGGUCCUUAUUACACUUACCUGGGAGCAGCACCAAACAUGAGUACCCUUAGAGAUGUCUUGGAACAAAGGUAAAGUGCUGAAAUUGCACUGGGUCUGUGGCCAGAUUUAUUAUGAUUGCUAACACCCGCAUUUAUAUAAGUGGGCCUCUUCAUUGUAAGGGUUAUAAUCAACACAGGUGAAGAUGCUCAAUUCUUUUAUAAAAGUCAGCUACUUUUUGGCCUGUAUGCAGUUCAAAAGGUUUUUUAAAAGUUCCUUUUCUGGGAAGGGUGUUUUGGCAUAUUUUAUUACCAUCAUAUUCAUUUUAUUUUUAAAGAUGAAUCACUUAAUUAAGCAGCCAUUUGUGUUGAUCCAGAUGGGUCAGUUCUAGAAUGGGACUGAGAUCAUGGAGAUGGGGAGUCUCGAUGUGCUCCACUCAGGGGUCCUAAUGCAGAGAUGCCAACCUCUGGAGAUCUAAAAUCUGGAGACUCUCUUUUUUUCACUACACCCUGGAAUUUUAACGGACCCCACCCCAUGACAAAAUGACCCAGCCCCCAAUGGGAAUUACUAAGGACAUUAUAUGAAGUCUUACAUGAGGUACAUAUUCGCAAUCAUUGUUUUGAUGUCAGAAAUAAUAUUUGUCUGCAAAUUAUGUCAGCGACUAAAUAUGUACUGCGAGUAAGAAAAAUUCAGGUUUUGAGCUAAAAAUUGGCUAAAUCUCAAACUAAGGUACAGAAAAGCUCAAAAGAUGAUUUUAUCCGGGAGAUAUGGUCACCCGUACUGGAGAGUGGGAAAUCGGUGCUGUAUCCAGGAGAGUUGGCGUGUAUGCUAAUGGGGUGAAGACAAGGGUCCUUGAGAAAUUUCAAAAUGUGGCCAAGACAAGACAAGACAAGAAGAUUUAUCUCAUUCGGCUCCAUUUACAUGUAACACAGAUUGAAAAAAAGAGACAAAUAAAUACAUUUACAUAAGCAAAGAAUAAAAAUUGUAGUCUCAAGAUAAGGAGCGAGUUUAGAUCAUCCAAAAUGGCAAAGGCUAAUCCCUGGGGACGAGGUUGCUUGCUCUGCAAACUUGCAAGGCAAGCUUUGUUGUCUCAGCUAUUUUCACAGUAAGAAAGAUCCACUUUAUUUGCCUUUGAAAAUAUAUAUGCAACUGAGAAAUCGCAGGACCUUCUUUUAAGAUGAAGAUUUUGAAACGUUAAUCUCUUUCUUCAAAUAUCCCUUUUUCAUUACCAGAUUCUCUAUCAAAGGCUCAGCCCUGAGAAUUGAAUUGGUGAGUAUUGACAGUCAACACUUAAAUAACGCAAUAUGGUUCACUUGCGGUUGUCAAACAGGGGAUAUAUGUAUUUAUUUCUUUGAUACCAUUUUGUCAAGCUUGUAUUUGAUUAAUGCAAAAGCACUGAGUCACUGCCUUAAGGCAAGACAUUGAUUCAAGAUAUGAAACAAUUCAUGUCAAGAAAUUAAACUGCGAGACGUUUUUAUUAUGUUAUAUUUACAAAAUUUAGACAAAUUAAAAAAUCUAACCAAUAUGACCAUUUCUUCCUUUCUUGGUGGAACCAACAGGUUAACGUUCUACCCACUCACUGGAGAAACUACUGACAGUUGAAUUAAAAAUUUUCUGCUGCAAAAAUCAACGAAAAGAAACUAGUUUUAGUAGCAGGCUUCAUUAGGUAACUGUCGGGCUAAAGGUGCGUAAAUCUAUUCAUUAAACAACAAAAAUAGAAAGUCAAAGACAUUGAAAGCGUCGAACAAAAGUUGCAUGCCGUAUUUUUGGGGUUGUUUUUUUUUCAGGUAUUAAAAUGUUGCUUUUUUGUUUGAUUUCUUUCUUUUAUUAAGUGUUAAUUGAUACUUAAAAUAACGGACCAUUUGUUUUAGAAGGUUAAAAGAUCCAUAACGGCCACGAGACGAGACACAUAAAAUACGUCCGUAAUAGCAAAUUGUGACCAACGUUUUGUCCUAGGGAAUCCAUUUCCAGAAAAAAUGAAGACUUCAAUAUGAGGAGAGUUCUUCAAGCCUUCCUACUUCGAGUCACUAGCCAGCCUUUGCCCCGCCCGCCCCACCCCCAAUUUUUUUCAAUGAUCCGAGCACAGAGAACGUGUAUGGCCACUUUGCUAAUUCCAAUAAACUCUUUAUCGUUGGUUUUUGUUAUUAAUCAGGUUAUUCGUCGUUCCGGUAAGGAAGAGAAGAUAUUGGUCCUGGCGAAAAAGCGAGUUGAUCACGUUUGUGAAACGUCCCUGAUUGUAACUAACAUAGUGUUAUGGGAAGGUGUUAACCAGGCGAGAGCGGAUAACUUGUAUAAGCACCUUAGCACUGUUCUACCACAACAUGGUGUUCCUACUGCCAGACGAUGCGGAAUAAACGAGACGUAAGAAUACAUACUUUAUAUACAGAAACAAUUUCGGAAAGCACACAAAUUAGAACUGAUGAAAUUCUCGUUCGUUUGUUGAUUCCUUGAAAUACUUGGAAGACGGAAGACCUGAGUUCAAGUCGCGCUGCAUUUGUGUUUCCGGAUUUGUGUGAAUAGUCCAUUUCCCAGUUGCCUCAAGCCUCUGUUUCAAAGCGAGGCUAAGUGCGAAGCCAUUGAUACAAAAAUGAGUUUUUAUUCUCAUGCGGGGAAACUAACUCAUUUUCACAACAAAGGUUUUGCAAUUUGCCUCGUUUAGAAAGAGAGAGUUUUUGGACUGAAUUGGAAAUUGCUUAAUUCAACUCCUCUGUAAUGCUUUUAAAGGUUGUUUUUAUUUUCCACUUGUCAAUAAUUAUUAAUUUGAGUGCCUGUAAACUAGAUAGCUAGAGCAGCUUAGUGCACUUCCACUCACCAAAGGAUUUACCAUUUUUAUUGCACUGCAGCAAAUCAUGUGCCUGUCAGGGGACAAGUGAUGAUACUUGUGGUGCGUCCUUUUCUUUUGGCUGCUCCUGGAGCAUGUUUUAUAAUGGUUGCAAGUUUACUCGUAGCAAAUCUCCGCGCAAGUUUAAAUUACUUGAUCCUUCCAAGGUAGGUUAUUAUUUAACUUGCACUGCACUAACUUCUCUUUAAGGGCCCUUUCUCUGAUCAUUUGUGGGAAUUAGAAAACAUUUUUAUACUCUUGAUAUGAACUCAAUGUCAUAAAACACGUACACGCGGCUACAUUGCAUGUCCCCAACUCCUAAAAUAAGUAGAUUUACAGUUAAGUUUUGAAGUUUGUGCCGAAGACGAAAGCAACCUCGCUAAGCUCAUGCGCAAAUGUUUUUUGUACGCCUUGAAAGAGGGUAAAUCAUUUCUUCCCGCUAAAUCAGCUGUUGUGAUAAUUUUCCUUUUGCUUUUUUGUGUUCAUAGGAGGAAGAAUUAGAAACAGUAAUGCAAAACUUAGCGACUGACUUAUCCUUUGCGUACGAGAAGAUUGCUCCAGAGGCCUUUAACAACCAGGUGAGAUAGCAGAUAGUUAAAGACGGCUCAAUAUCCAGGUCAUUUAAUACGACUGAAGCUUACUGAUCCGGUUUAUGUGGCUUGAAUAUCCUCAAAAUGGUAUUUAUCCAUCGAAACGGAGGCUAACUGUUUGCAAGGUUAAUCCUGCGUACACUGUAGUUUCUUACUGGUUAUGGAUAGAGAUUUAUCUGCCCUGGGUUUCAGAGACUUGUUUAGCGGUUUCCCUUCAUUCUGUCAAGUCUUUAUCGCCGCUCUUAGCUUAGCCGAGCCCGAAAUAUUCCACCGAAAUUUAAAAAACUUGUGGUAAGCAGGGUAACAUGUGUCCACUAGAUUGCCAUGUCGUCGCACCUUUGUAACAACCAGAUAUGAAAGGCUGUAUCGAGGCUGGGCCAAGACUCAAGAAGAUCUCCGAUUCUGAGUGUUAUUUUAUUCAACGUCUUCGUUAGCAAUGGUCAUUACCAUUUUAAUACUAAAAUUCAGGUAUAACCGUGACUUAAUAGAACUUCGUGAAACGGGUCUUUGGUCAAGAGCUCUAUAGCUCUUGCUCUGGUCCAUCGGUGCAAGAAUGAUUACCGUAAAUCAUUAGUCGCCAUAAGUCGGGAAUUUCUUGUGAUGCAAGUUAAAGGUGACGCGUUUCUUCUUUUUUGUUUGUGUGUUUCUUUAUAUGAACUUUGCGUGCCUCUUUGUCAGGUCAAACAAGAAAAGGAAGGACUCGAGUGCCGCAUUGGAAAUGGCGAAAAGCGACCAUUUUCAGGGGUCACCUGUUGUGUGGACUUUUGUGCGCAUAGCCACAAGGAUCAGCGUAACAUGGAUGGCGGAGCGACACUGGUAAACACAAUCUUUAGUUUUAUUUUUAUCUUUUGUUUUCAAGGCUGUAUCCGGUUCGGAUGAUUUGCCAUCUUUAAAGUCCGUAGUGUUAAAAUUUUGACGUAAACAUUAGAUUUACUUUUGAGCAUGACAUUUAUGUUUGGUAGGUGCUAAAGGAUGCAAACAUCAAACAAUAACCAAAAGUGCAAAAUCCCUAGCCACCUGCAGGCCCAGUUUGUUCAAACGUUGGAUAAUGCUAUCCAUCGGAUAAAUCACUAUCUCGUGGAUAUUAAAGUAUUGGAGAAACCAAUUGCACUAUUCACUACUGGAUAGUAAUUUAUCAUGCAGUGGAUAGCGCUAUCCACCUUUUGAACAACUGGGGCCUAGUCUUAUUUGACAAUGUCCUGCAAAGAUGGAGUUGUUGCAUUAUUGGCAAAAGAAAAACUGUCCAAACGUGGUAGGACUUCGGUCUAAGACUCUUGAGUCUUCUACUUGUUGAGGUGCAAGACGGCAAUAUAGCGAAUGACCUGUUUUUACCUUUGGGACACUUUGGAAAUUAUGUCAUGCCUAGCCACUUUCUUGACCCUCCUGUGGGGGUAUCACCUGGUUACUCAACUGUGAAUGGACAGGAAAACUCUCCAAAACACCCGGCUAACAAGGCAGUGAAAAACCAGGAACACCGUAGAGAAGAACGAAAAGAAGUGUUUCACGAUAUAAACAACAAUCAGACUUUUGUCCCUUUGGAUGGGCGUCACAUCCCACAUGGACAUGCGCAAUCGGUACAUGGCUUUCCCACUUCUGUCAUCCACCAUCACCCAGCUUCCAACCACGUGAUGAGCAACUGUUACAAUGGACGGUACCCCCCUCAAGGUUCCUCAUUAUUUCAGUACCAUCCUCAUCUUGGCAAUAACUACGUUUUGAAUCACUGUCAUGCGCCAGAAGUUCACUGGGUUGACGAGAACCACAUUCCCUAUUUGUACCGCAAUCCCGGACACUUAAAUUACUUUCAAAGUUCGGCGCUUGGUUACGUUGACGAAAGAAAGGUUCCAUUUGUAUCCGGGCCUUGGAACUGUCGAAUACCGUUCGAUAAAUCCGUUAGUAUGAGCAGCUCAUCGACAAACCGUGUCACGGAAUACGCUAAACCAAAGACUGUGAUUCAUCACUUCAACGGUGCCUCUCGGGAAAUGGGGAGAACGUCACAAAUCAAAUGGGUGGAUGACAAAGAGGUCCCGCUCAUGAGAGCAUCGGGUAUUGCAUCUUUUGACGAAAAUGGGAAUGUGAAAGAAGAAGCGGUAAAUCGUAAAAAUGAGAAAGAUCUGUUCAAUUUUGAGCAGGCGAAAAGGUCUUUCAGGAUUGAAGAAGAUAUGGGAGGAGUAGCAAUCGCUCUUGGCCAUGGGUCGUUGCUUAUUGAGGUUGCUAAGAAAGAGCUGCAUGCCACGACUCCUUUAAAGAAGCCCAAACGGCAGGAUCCUACACGCAUUAGCCUUGUAUUUUAUCAACAUAAGCACAUGAACCUCACGCUUCACGGCCUUAAUGAAUGGGAACAGAAAGUGGCAAAGAAGAAAAUGGAGGAAGAGGCUGUCAAUAUGGAGUCUGAUCCCGCUGAAAAAGAUGCUUUUGCCUUUCAACCAAACGUUGAAGAACGAGAAGUAGGAUACUUAGACAUGCUGGCAGAAACAGCUCUGUCAAGAGCGGACAAUGAACCUGGCAUCGUAAAUAGCUACGUUUCUAAAGCGGGUCAUUAUUCUGUCCAGUCCCCAUCGAUGAAUGGCAACUCUAUAAGGCCAGGUAGCGUCAGUGAAACCUCAGUUAAUCGAACCUUUAGUUUAUCAGAUCACCAUCCUUCCACCCCGAUACAACUAGGCAACUCAGGAAUGAAUUUUGUAGGUGGAAAUUACCCAUCUAAAGGUCUUCCAAAUAAUAAUGUGGAAGAAAACAGAUCGAUUGGUGUUAACGGAGAAAUUACCACUGGAUGGUCUUUGGGAGGAAAUGAUCAAAAUAAACAUUUUCAUCUGUCUCCAAAGGCGAGACGUCCAGACCAUUUGUUGAUGCCCUCUUUUGACGGUUCUCAAAACAAUGACUUGUCCCCAACUACGAGAAAUCAGACUUGGGGAUCUUCUCCCCAUGUUCAUCACAGCGGUGGUGGACUCAAAAACCCCAGUUUGUCUAGUAGUUUCUCAAGAGUCAGUAGCAAGGUAGAUGCAGAUCAUGUCUCAUCUGGUGCAAAUUCCAGUUUGAAUCGUGUAGAGUUGUCAUCAUCACAAGACGAAGGACUGAAAUGUUUGUCUUUUUCGAACGGAAUGAUUCCUAAUAAAGUUACCAACACUGAGGCGUCUGUAGUAAAGUCACGCGAUGAACGAGGAAGUACUAGCUCUAAUUUCAGUGUUUUGAGACUUUUAGGAGGUGAAAAUAUCAAGGAGAACAAGUCCAAUACCGCUUCAGCAUCAUACAGGAUAAGUAACAUCCUUGGAGAUGAGAGAUCUUUGUCAAGGCCGCCGCCCGGUGAAAGCAUUGUUGAGAGACCUUCGCAUUCCAUUACACGUGAAAAAGAUCGUGGGGGCCCUGUGAUGUAUUCCAAUCCUUCAGAGCCGUCAAUGCAACUUUCCGCUUCCCCGAGAAUUCCAUUUUUACCGCCAUUCCCACUCUCUCCAGGAGAAGGUAACAAGCUUAGCAGUGGUCCAGAGAGGUCUUACCUAGACCUUUCGAUGGCGGCCAAUCGCUUGUUCGGCGGCUACAGUCCAUACAAAUUUGGUGUACCUUUCCCGACGUUUCCAAGCUUUUACAUGCCUCCUUUUCAUCCACUUUUCGCUGCCAGAAACGGCCUUUCAUCAAAUCUUGCUCUUGUAAAUUCGCAGAACUAUUUGUCAUCUUUUAUGGAUUCUGCAAAGCGGAUAGGUAGCACGAAUGGAAUAGACCAUGCAUCGCUAACAACCAUCUCAACUGCCACACGGACUGGAGUAAGUUAUCCUAUUGACACGCUUAUUACUGUAGCUCCUUACACACAAACAUGUGUCACAGGCCACUACCAGAACUGGCUCUGA